Penicillium cosmopolitanum is the source of this 1002-nucleotide messenger RNA. RefSeq names its product RNA polymerase II mediator complex subunit MED27 domain-containing protein. NCBI's taxonomy places the organism in Eukaryota, Fungi, Ascomycota, Eurotiomycetes, Eurotiales, Aspergillaceae. Gene Ontology annotation, cellular component: mediator complex. The transcript has 3 exons. Bases 1 to 1002 code for a protein of 333 amino acids. The record is from RefSeq and is a predicted model, not a curated record.
AUGUCGACUGCUCCAUCUGCUUCGGUGCCCGCCUCAGGGACUUCUUCCGCACCCAAUAGCGACGUGACUAAAUUAGAACAUUCAAAUCAAAAUUCCCAAGUUCUAGGCUCUGAAAAUAGUGAUGCGCAACAAGUCAAUUGGGAGUCUGAGCUUCAACUUGUAUCAUCCCUAGCGAAACUUCAAGAACUUGAACGGAAAGUCCAUGAGCUACGUCAAUUCCUGCCCGAGGGACUUCUAGAGCCCCUAGUUCCAGAAAAGCCUGCGCCAGAUUCGCCAGCUCAGCUACGCAAUGACUUGGAACAAGCAACUCGCGCCCGAUUAGCUGGAGUCGAGAGCUUUCAGUCUCUUUGGCGCGGCACAGAGAUGAAACCCGUGUGGAGCCACGUGGAAUCUCGUAUCAAAGAGUCCAAUGGCGACCUCAUUCAACCGACAGGCAUGUGGGAAAAGGACUACGAUGUACUACUCAAAGAGCUUAUCAAGACCGAAAAGACAAAAAAAGAAGACAUCGAGCGGGAGCAAGAACAAAUCGAGCGCUCCAAGGCUCAAUCUUCGGAUGGAGAAUGGCAAGCCAUUGUUGAGAGAUUUACUCAGCGGGACGUGCCCGGUAUGCGCGUCGUCAAGGGACAGGAUCCAUUCUCGGUGUCGGCAGUUCUUGCAAAGGCGGGGAUGAUCUUCUCAAUUAAAGGCCUUCAAGAACCCGGUGUUCCAGGUGUCUCUGAAUGGCAGGUGUCCAGUGAACCACCCCCAGGUCGAUCACCGUCAAAACUUCAACAUGCUGUUCAAGAUUGUCUGAACUCGAGAACAAGGAAAUGGGACCUUGCAUUUUUACUGGACAUGGUAUCCUCAUAUGUAGACAUUAAGCAAACGACGUGUGUCAAGUGCAACCGCUUAGCCGACAACUCCGCACAGCUGCCUACUAUCCGCCGGGUACAAUCAACGCAACCAUCGCAGAACAACCCUCCCAUAUUUACAUUCGACACACUCCAUCUCUCCUGCGCCUGA